AUGGGCGGCACCAAGCUGACCACUAAUGACGCAUUAAGUUAUCUGCGGGAGGUUAAGAACCGCUUCGCCGACCAGAAGGAUGUCUACGACACGUUCCUGGAGAUCAUGAAGGAGUUUAAGGCGGCCAAGAUUGACACUACUGGUGUCAUUCACAAGGUCAAGCAGCUCUUCAAGGGACACCGAGAGCUGAUUCUGGGCUUUAACACGUUCCUUCCGCGGGUGAGGUCUAGUCACGCGACGUCGUUGGCCGCCAGCUUGCUGACCGUUGGCCCCAUUUUCAGGGAUACGAGAUUGAGCUUCAACGCGUCUCGGACGAUGAGGAGGAGGAGGACCAGGUUAGCAGAAAUAUGUCACGGAAGUAAGCAGCCUGUCGAGUUCGACCAGGCUAUUAAUUAUGUCAACAAAAUUAAGACACGCUUUGCGAACGAUGAGCGGGUGUACAAGGCAUUCUUGGAGAUUCUGAACAUGUACCGCAAAGGUCAGAAGACCAUUAACCAGGUCUACGACGAGGUGGCUGUGCUGUUCCGCAGCCAUCCGGACCUCCUGGAGGAAUUCACGUACUUCCUUCCGGAUGGCACGCAGUCCGGCGCGGUGGGUGCGGCUAGAGGCAGAUCAAACCUCAGGGUUUCUUCCAGUGUGCCUCAUUGGCAACUGGUUGCUCGUCCAGUCUCCACUAAAAACCCCGAUAUCACAAUGCAUAAGGACGAUGACAUGGGCCGGUCAGGCCGGCCACAGCUGGCCAAGGAGCUGGUAUACUUCGAGCGAGCUAAGCAGCGGCUGCGCAACAAGGACGCCUACAACGAUUUCCUGAAAUGUCUCAGCAUGUACACUCAGGAAAUUAUCAGCAGACAGGAGCUGCUGCAGCUGCUGAACGACAUCAUUGGCCGCUUCCCGGACCUCAUGGUAGGAUGCUGUUCGCUUCGGGAGGGUGUGUGGGAGUGUCGUUUUACCAUGUGCCACCACGAGAAACAGCUUUGUGAACACCGUCUUCUCCCUUUGCAGCGUGUCACACCGUCAUACGUCAAGAUGCCUCCGGGUUAUCCGCAUCUGGCAAGCUCCGGUCGGACGCCGCUGGCGGAAAGCGUCCUCAACUCGGAAUUCGUGAAUGUGAUUACGGGUAGCGAAGACUACUCAUUUAAGCUGAUGCGCAAAAACCAGUACGAGGAGUCUUUGUUCAGGUGUGAGGAUGAUCGUUAUGAGUUCGAAAUGGCGAUCGAGCGCAACGUGGCCACCAUGAAGCGUUUGAAGCCUAUUGCCCAGAAGAUUGCGACGAUGGCACCAGAGGAGCGCGUCGUUUUUAAGUUUGACGAAAGCAUUUUGGGCCCAGUGCACUGGAGGUCCAUUGAGCGCCUGUACGCCGAUCAGGGCCCGGUCCUGAUAGACCUGCUGCGGAAGAACCCGGUGGUGGCGAUUCCGGUGGUUGUUGCACGCUUGGAGCAGAAGGACGAGGAAUGGCGACGUGUCCGUGUGGAAAUGACACGAGUGUGGAAGCGUAUUUACGAAGCCAAUUAUCACAAGUCCUUGGACCACCGGUCCUUCUACUUCAAGCAAGCAGAGAAGCGGGCACUCCUGCCGAAGACGCUGGUUGCGGAGGUUCGCGAGGCUGCCGACCGACGCCGCCAGGACGAGCGGUCGUUACGUGCACUCAGCCUGGCGUACCGUUACGAUGCCGUGCUGGAGUCAUCCACUGGCGAUCUCACAUAUGACUACUCAGAAAAGUGA
Molecule: messenger RNA, 1722 nt
Organism: Volvox carteri f. nagariensis
Lineage: Eukaryota; Viridiplantae; Chlorophyta; Chlorophyceae; Chlamydomonadales; Volvocaceae
Exons: 12
Coding region: 1-1722 (573 amino acids)
Biological process (GO): negative regulation of transcription by RNA polymerase II
Cellular component (GO): chromatin; histone deacetylase complex
Molecular function (GO): transcription corepressor activity
Source: RefSeq, a predicted model, not a curated record